Molecule: messenger RNA, 11655 nt
Organism: Amoebophrya sp. A120
Lineage: Eukaryota; Dinophyceae; Syndiniales; Amoebophryaceae
Source: the annotation of a GenBank genome assembly
GUGCGGGUCUUGUGAGUUAUGGUUAUCGAACAUACAACCUACUACCAAGCACGAGGCGAUGCUUUUCUUACUCUUAGUUGCACCUCCGGCUCAGUCCUCCAGGAUCUAUCUGCUACUUGCGCAUUUAUCUUCAAACGAUACUAAAAAGGUGAAAAAGCACAAGCAGUGCUGAUGUUGUUCUAGCUCUAGAGCACUGAGACGGUAAUUUGCUUUCAUUUUUGAUGACAAAUGUAAAUCGUAUUCCUCAAGUUUUAUCUGUCAUUCUUUCAGGACGUCAAAAUCUCCAAGUCAGGUGCAGCUUCAUUAAGAAAAUUAAUUUUUUCAAGGAUUUUAUCAAAGGAUUGUAUUGCAUUACGACAUAGUCAUAGUACCUAAGUUUCAAUGCUGUGUGGGGGUAACAACAUGAGCAUUUUUUUUGACUGUGUUGUGCCUACCUCUUGCUUUUUCACAUGAUAAGUUUUUAAAGUUGUAAACCGUAAGCCAAUUUUCAUUUCUUCGCAGGGAACAAAAAUGUCGGCGCCAGAUCCGCCCUACGGCGCAUCGGGUCCUCCCUUGUCCGCCCAUCAGCUUCUAGAGCACACUAGUGUGGAAGAGGUGGCUAUGCAAUACAAAUUUCCUGCACAUGUACAAAAUGCAUCACAGAUUUCAUCAAUUUGGAGUGUAAGAAUGCUUGUCAUGCUAAUUUAAGAUCGGGGCCAAGUUUUGUCAUGCAGAGACCGCAUUGGUUUUGGUACGUGCCUGUGCGGGAAAUCUACUGUGGAUAGUGGCAGCUAGGUUGGACGCAGCGAUCGGGGAAAUCGGGGACAUCGUCCGCGAGCAAGCCGUAUGGAUUGCAAAUAUGUCUGAGUCUGGAAAGAACUUGUGAUGUAAGCCAGGCAAUAUUGGGCCGGCGCACUGUCAUACAUGGCCAAGCGUGACAAGUUUUUGAGCUGCUACGUGUACCGCGUAUUCCGCAUGGCAGACUGCGCUUUUGCAUCACACACAAAGCGAUCCUUUUGCACCUACACAGGACAGAGUUCCGCGUCAUGUCAGACAAGCAUGACAAAUCUCGCAGUCUUCCAGACCCAGUAGACAUAUUUGCAUUUUAUAAGCCGACUCCUUUCUCGAGUCGUUUCCGUCUCCGUAUGCACUGCAAGAAAACUUGCGACAGAAGUUCUUGCUGCGCAGAGACAGACAGGCGCGCGGCGAUGACAUUUUGAUUCUUUCCGAGGCCUGUUUAGUCGUCCAGUGAUCACGCGCCUCCGCCUGUAGAAUACGCCUUCGCAGAUGCCGCCUCAUCCUGAUUGCAUCAACGCGAUUAGAUACUUGCAGACCAAACAAGAACGAAGCGAGCAUUUUCAUAUAAGGGGUGUUUUUGUCAUCUGUGUAAUAAUAUUGCAACAAAAAUCGCAGGAACAAGUUUUCGCAAAAAUGCAUACGGGAGACCAGGACUACACGACCAACCUGCAACUGCGCGCGGGCGUCAGGUCUAUCCGAAGCUUUUGGGAGGACGCGCUCGCGCUGGGUGGGAAAGCCGACGAGUUGCAGGAGUCGCUGGAAACCAUCUGCGCCGCGUCCCGGAAGGGAGAAGCAGCGGCCGUAGUUCCCGAGGUGAUUAGUAAAUGGCUCAGCGAAACCGCGAGUCCAGUCGUGGACGACUUGAAGAAAUAUGAGGCGGAACGGCUCUACGUCUCCCUCAUUUGUUUGCCGCACAAGGUCAAGGUGCGUAAUCCUGUCGGUGCCCCCGUGGCGGUAUUUGCAUGACAGAAGUUGUUACAGCCGAGUCGCAGCAAACCUCGUAGAACCCAGCCGCCUCAUAACUUUCAUGCAGGAUCUCCCUCAAGGUCAAGGUCAAGGGUGAGGCCCCGUGUCAAUCCUGUAGUCUUCGUUGUUGUGGAUGUUCUUCGACGUCAGUCUUCAAAUGAGGGGGAAUUGUCCAGCCGCAUAAACGAAAAUACAAUAACAAAACUACUCGGCGCAAAAACGUCCCCAACUACGACCCACGCGCAAGAUGAGAACUCUGCAAGGCAACUGCAUAUCUUUUGGGACCCGCGCAUGACAAAUUUCCCUUUGUUUUUGUAGCGUAGUGCGCGUUUGGCUUUGGUUGCAGGGAUAGCCGCAUUACAAAGCCAUCCGCUUAUCCUGUCAUCCGCAUUACAAAUUAUGCUAAAAAAACCCGACGGCUGAGAUUGCCUCUUAUGGGGAUGCGCAUGACUACAAAUGCGUCUCCCGUAGAUUCUAAUCUGCAUGGCAAUGCUUGGGGGGGAUUUUUUUCCUCAGGAUAAGAGCCGAGCCGUUCCUCCUGAGAAGGCUGCACGAGUAUGAGCGCGCUGCCGCGAGGCGCUUUGGGGCCCGGCAAUGUCGUCACGGGCCGAAAAUUAUGCGGGGCAAGUGCAAAAACAAACGCGAGUGCGUCAGGGUCAGUGAGUUUGAAAAAAGUUGCAGUCCGGAAUGAAUAAAGCUGAGAAAGUUGCUUGCCUGCGACGGCUCGACUCAGUCCUUUCCGGGACUUUAAGGUAGCGCACGAUAAUAGAGACUUGCACUACAAAGAGUAGUAGUAGCUGAAAACGCAAGAUAGUCAAUCACAUGAAAAUAACUCGGCAGGUGUUAAUAUACGCAUGACCAGCACUUACAGCUUAAGAAAUUGCGCCGGUUUUUCCGUUGGCGAACGCCAUACCUUCGGCGCCUUUCUGAACCCAGAGACACACAAAGAAAGAUUUGCACUCCAUAGGAACUCCGGGGGAUUGGCAGUGCUGGCACUGCGGCACAUAUCGCGACAGGUCGGAGACGCACUGCGGAACCAUCGAGCAGCUGCGGCAGGGCCGUGGGUGCAAGAAUAUCUGACAGCAAAGUCCGCCCAUAAACAGUAGAAAAACGCUGCUUGCGUGGCGCAAACGCUUGCCGUGUUGUUUGCAUGGCGCAGGCAAGUAGCUUUUUGAUGGCCGGCAAAGCCAGACCAUGAGUGAGGCGAAAGCCUGCCGCGCAAAGUUGAGACGUCUGUGACGAAGCAAAGGAACCAGACACCAAAAGAGUUCCUGGCGUUCUUGAAUAGAAGAUAAAAGCCCCAGUAUUGUCGCUUACAGGGCUGCGCCACAAUCACAAGCGUUUCUAGUUCUCUAUGGGCGCGCUUUCCUGCAGGAUAGAGAAGCCGAGAUACUUUGAGCCGCCGUUCUAUGGAUGUGUCAGGUUUGAAAUCAACAAAGUUGAAAUGAUUUCUCAUGCAUAAAAUGCGACACAAAGACUGACUCUAUUGCAGAGGACGCAAAGGAAGCAGAUUAUAGUGCUGGCAAGGGUCAUAAAUUGGGUUGCUGGCUAGCAUCACAUGGGGGAGCCCUCUUGCCCUAAACAGCAUGACAGACUUGCCUCAGAGGCCAGGAAAAUUUGCCAUGCGCCGAUUGCAAAGUGGGGGUCCAAGUGGUAUAGAUUUUAUGCAUGACAAACUAUUUCAACUUUGACGAUUUCAAACCUGACACCCCCAUACGUUCGUCCUGAAUUCCCGGACCGCCAUGAUCGCACUAUCAUAUGCAAAAGCGUGCGCGCGGCCCCAUAUAUAUUCAAGCUAUGGGAUCAGCAUAGACAAGUCGAGGAGCGCUUUCGCGGUUCGAGGAUGACAAGUGUGGGCGCGCACUGUAAUCAUGCCCAGCUAGGCCAACUGCGUCACAAAGAACUUUCUCUAUUGAUCAGCGCAUGACCACCCAGAAAUUCAUCCGUACUGCGACCCUGACCCAAUUUGCCUGCCUUGCGGUGCCGCAUGAGAAGAAAGUGAUUGGGGAACACUGCAAAUACGUGCGACCACAAGAAAAAUCUGGGGCCGCGGAUUACCACGCUUAUUUUGCACUGGAUACGCGCACCACUUUGCCGAGGACGUUCCGGCGCCGGAUCUGGAGUAUUACGCCCCACCACCACGACCGCCGCUCUCCGCGUCCACACCUACCACAGCAACCACUGUGAGCACGGCGACGAACGGGCUACCGCCACCAGUAUCCUGGGGGAAAGCGUUUCCGCCCAAGAGUCAAAGCGGGAACUACGCUAGACAAGCCGCCGCGUUUUGGCUGUUGCGUGUGACAAGUUUGGAGCCGUUGCGAAAUCGUCUUUGGGUAGCGUAGCAGCAUGACAAAUUUAGAGGAGCCCUAUCUUGAUUAGAGCAUGGCAAACUCCUACACAGCAUGAUUGGUGAAUGCUCCGCAUGGGGAUGCCCUUGAGAAAAAUUUGGUGCUUGCAAAUUUGCAGAGCGAGGCCGUGGUGGAGAUGUUUUUCCUCAGGAUAGCCAGGGUUCGUCCGCGGCCGGGAGCAGGACAUGUUGGCCCUCGUUCCUCCUUCGCGCCAACUUCUAAACGCGGCCACAAAUGAUCUAUCGCACGAAGAAACUGCUUCACCGUAAAAUUGUGACGCAUAGAAAAAUGGAACGCAGAAACAGGAGUAUUCAUUUCUAUAUAUGUCUCUUGCUAUAGAGUGAGGCAAGACAUUGGAUACCUAGCCUUGCUGCUUAUUUCCCUUCCUAGGAUAGUACGCGCAUGUCAAGUUUUCUUUACGUGUAACGAACUAGCGAUGCAGAAUUUGUAAAAUCACUCGAGUAAACGCGAAGCAGCUUUUUCUCAGGAUAUACUCCAUCUUCGCAGAAACUUCUUCCCCGCGGGGGCAGUACCAGCCUGCACGUGGGCCUUGCGUCAACUAGCGCGGCACCGAAAGCCUCCGCGGCUUGUACUGCCACACCUCGACGUGCUACCACGCCAGCGGUUGCGGUUGCAAAGGUCUUGCGGUGGCCCGAGUAUAAUCCUGGUGCGAUUAUGGAAGGCUCUAGCACUGCUGCAAAAAGCGAGGGGCGAAAAGGUAUACGUUGAUAAGUAUGUCUUUCUCAGUGCUGAGCAAGCUACGUAUGUCGAUGAGGACACCGAUCAUAACAGCGUGGUUUGAUGUGUGUAAGUAGAAAUUAAUAUUUCUUCAGUUAAUUUUUCAUGUAAGUCCAAUGAAUGUACUACAUGCAGGCUCCGAAACGUGUUUCACCAGUGCGGGGGCUGCUGCCAGAGGACAAGACAAAGACUUCUUCAACUCGUUUCACGGAACCUAUGGCGUUCUCAAAUGUUACAUUGUUCUCAAUUGUUACAUAAAUUUGUAAUGCAAGAACGGCGAAAGUGAAAGGGACAAGAUUGCGCCUUUUGCAUUACAGAUUUGGCACAGAUUUACAUGCUGUUUAGCCCUUCGGAUAUUUGUCAUGCGAAGCAGCUUAAUCGUGGCGAUCUUGGUGGUAAAUUUGCAUGACAAAUCAUGUAACAGGUGGUAAAUUUGCAUGACAAAUCGUAGCAGCUUGGCCACAUUUGUCAUGCAGUUUUUCGUUUUGGUCAUACUCUCUGGUUUUUUCCUCUCGUGGCAAUUUGUACCUGGUGUCCCUGUUUGUCAUGCAAAUCCUACCAUCUACGCUGUUUCUGGCCUCUUGCAUGUUGGUCCUUGGACGUUGGUGCCACGAUCGCAACUCCUUUUCCAGGACCUUAGUUUCCCGCCUGCUACAACCUCGUGCUUCCACUUUUUUGGAUGGUGUUUUACUGGGGGUAGAACUGUGUCAUAGUUCCUGCUUCAAACCCUUUUACUUUUUAAUUUGGUUCCCUCGGUGCUGAGACAGGGAGUUUGCACAGAGUUAUUUCUACCUAGAUAACAACCAACUCACGUCGCAGCCGUCCCAGGAGUUUCGGUUGUUGUCUCUCGGUAGAAAUCACGCUGUUCAAAAAAUUUCUGUUUUGGAGUUUACCGGGUACGCGGUUAAGAGUUUGUCGACGUAAUUUACAAAGGGACGCCCUGCCCUUAGUUUCCCAACAUGACAAAUCAUGUAACAGCUGAGAAUGUAACAGUUGAGAACGCCAUAGAACCCUGGAGGCGGGCGGGGAGCAGAGACACCGGAUUUUUGGCUUGGCGCGGCACAUAGAGACGCCCGUUUUCGUGAGUUGCGACAGCGAACACAGUAUGUUAUACGGGUUCAACAAUAAUUUUUGUGCGGAGGACGAGCAGGACCUUAACAUCAGCAAAAACACCAGUACAACUACCAGCCUCCUGCCCGAGCGCGAGACCGAGGUGAAAAGGAUGCAACACUUCUCCGCAAUACAGAGGGCGGAAGACGCCGAGACGAACUGCCAGCCGAAAAUAACCCGCAAUCAGGACCAUCAAAACGCGAAGCUGCAGAACAAGUACCUGAGUCAUUUUGUCACGAAGGAGACGUGUGAGUUUUUCCACGCCAUUCCCUUUGAGCAGGCGAAAGAAAGGCUCCGUUCCAUUUUGACCGAGGUCAAAACGACUAUCGCGACUGCGGAACAGCUUGCGAAAGCGGCCACACAAUCGCGGCUGGAUCUUGCGCAGGCGGGCCCGGACAUCAAAAUUGCGGCGCUACAAACGUCAAAGGCGGUGAUGAAAAAACAGUUGGACGGCAUGCAGUGGCUGGCGCCGAAGCUGGGUGUAGUCCUAAAAGCGGCGGGCAAAGCGCUGGACUUUCUCACCUUCAUUGUCGACGCGGAAACAGGCACUGGGAGUAGUACAACAAGCACAGGAGGAGGAGUUGUUGCAGCUGCACCCACGAAAAAUUUGCUAUCGCAGCAGAGCUGCAAGAACCAUCAGCAAUUGCAGGUGCACACGACGUCGAUCAAGGUCGCGAGUAGAGCUUGGCUCAGGGGAACCGCGCGGCCGCAACUGCAGGAGCUGGCAGCGGCGUGGGAGAUGAAAGUGAAAGACCAGGUCGAAGGUAUCCUGAGUAAAAACGUCCCCAGACCAGAGUUGUAAUGCAGAUUUGCAAAGAUAGGAAGACUUGUAAUGCGCAUCCCCAUGAGAGCCAUUGAUUUCCAAUCGUGUUUUGGAAUUUGUGAUGCUGUGAACAGGAUGCGCAGAUGAAUCUGUGACGCAACUGCACUUGCUAACCUGCACUACACUGCGGAGUGCAACUUGUCAUGCGUGACUCACAAAACUCCUAGGUUUGUGCUGCGAAAUCCCCAUCCUGACUCUGGUGUGGGGACGUUUUUACUCAGGAUAGAAGGAGAAGAAUCUGCGCUGCGAGAGCUGCUCCGAGACGAGCAGGAGCUGGUGGACCGGCCCGCCCAGGGGAAUAAAUCAGCGUGGUCGUUAUGGGAUUUGGGAAAACUUCAAGUUGCGAUUGUGUAUAUCAAGCACGGACGAGAACGAGCAGGAGCACGACUUUGACUAAAGAGACUUGCGUUAUAAUUUGUUCUAAUUCGUAUGUUUAUGUUUUGAUUUUUUGGUACGAUCAUGCUGUGAAACUGUGACGCUGUUCCAACGUUAAUGUACGCAAUGCUGGAGCAUCAACUUCAAUAUCAGUUUGAAUCUGGCAACGGAAAUUUGUGUACUUCUGCUACUACUUCGCCUGCUAGACGAUAUUUCCUUGUUUUUCACCCUCCAUACCCGCAACGAGACGACGACCAAAGUUGGAAAAAAUUGGCGACCAGCCGCACGCAACGAGACGGGCUACAACCGGGGGAGGCGGCCAGGGCGGUGUUUAUCAAUUUGGGAAACUUUUACAAUGAGAUAUCAAUUGCAAAUAUGUCUGGGUCUGGAAGAGUGCAGACAUUUGUGAAGAUGCAGUUUUUGCCUAGCCCAGAUCGUCGGGCAUGCGAGCCCUAGCAUCACAAAUUCCGAGCAGGUAUCCCAAUGCCUAAUUCGCAUGACAAAUGCCCCCUUUCUGUAACAGGAAGUGGGGCCUUUUGCUGACCAUGCAUGACAGAUUUUGCCAUCUUCUAGAAUUCGCAUCGCAAAUUCGAAUCCAUCCAGACCCAGACAUAUUUGCAAUGCAUAUGAGAAAUACGGUCACGAUGAAAUGAUGUUCGAGCAGGACCGCCUGGAUAUGCUGUGCAAAAGUAUCGUAUUCGUAUAAAUGCAAGUCUUGCAUUACAGAUCUCUCUUUUAAGGUAAAUCAGCAUUGCAAAUUUUUUUUCUCAUGCUGGGAAAAUUUGUAAUGCAUUUAUACGAGUACGAGUGCGAUACUUUUGCGGUUCAUACUGGACGUGCAGCAGCAGCUCUCCAAGCUCCCGGGCGUGAUCUUUGCCGACGUCAAAGGCUACCGGCGCCGGCCGCCGAAAGAGAACCAGUGCUACUUCGUGGCGGUCCUGGACAGCGAGCCGGCAAGGAAGCGGGCUUUGGGUUUGGGCACGCUGGCUUUGCGGUCGCAACGGGGAAGGGGAAUACAGAUCAUCCGCUACCUGGUGAAGCCUCAUUGGGAAGUCGAAGGCUGCGACCCCCCGCCGAGGAGGGCGAGAAACACGGGCAGGUCAGUCGAACGUAUAUCCUGAGUAAAAAUGUGCCCACACCAGAGUUGUUAUGCAAAUCUGCAUGCCAAAAAAGUUUCUCGUGCUGAUCCCCAUGAAAGGCGUUUUCUACUCGUGUUUUGGGGUUUGUGAUGCUAUAAUCAGCAUGAUAUGCUAGAUCUGUGAUGCUGCUGAACUAGAACUAAACAGGAUUACAUUACAAGGACAAACCUGUCAUGCGAAACAGCCAAAGCUGGUUGAUUUGUCUAGCAGAUUUACCACCUUGACUCUGGUGUGGGGACGUUUUUACUCAGGAUAACGUAAUGAUGAACAUCAUCGAGAAAGGAACAAUAUCAAAAGUAAAAAUGUCUGGGUCUGGAAACUUGUGAUGCUGGGUGGCGUCUCAUGAUGAGGCUACAAAUGCUGGCUCAGCAUGACAAGUUUCUGAGCUCCUAGGUGUUGCCUAUUCUGCAUGACAAACUGCGCUUCUGCAUCACAGAAAAACGGAGCUCUUGGGUAACGUGCAUGACAGAUUUAAGAGUCAUGCCAGACAAGCAUGACAAACAUGAAUUCUUCCAGACCCAGACAUUUUUACAGUUGAUAAACAACUACUCCGGUCGUCGUGGCCGCCGCCGCUCUGGGUCGACAAGUCGCCACCGAAAGCAGGACCGCGCGCCAAGUCGCAGUCCAAGAAGAAGCACCAACCGAACAAACGCAAACCGCAUGAAGAGUCGUCGAAGGGCAAGCAAAAGCAGAUUUCGACGUGACGACGGUCAAAGAGAAAGUAGAGACGACGUGCUGUCCUCUCGUCGAGAUCAGGGUGCUGGACGCAAGAGCGUGACGCGGAGUCGCCGACACGCGGAUCGAGAUGAGCGAGAAGGAGGUCGAAAUAGCGCCAGAACGUCUACCCCUGCUCGUAACACCUCCUCCGCUGCACGACCGUCAUCGACCGCUAUAUGACGAUCUCAAAUGUUACAUUCUCAGCUGUUACAUGAUUUGUCAUGCAAAAUGAGCACCAACGUCCACACAGUGAAGCUGCCUCGCAUGACAAAUGUUGGAAGGGCUAAUCAGCAGGGGAAUCUGUGCCGAAUUUGUAAUGCAAGAGUUGCAAGAUCCGGCCUUUUCCUGUUGCCAUUCUUGCAUCGCAAAGUCAUGUAACAGUUGAGAAUGUAACAAUUGAGAACGCCAUACGCCAACAAUCUGGUCCGUCGAGACGAUCGGCGGGAAGAUAGAAGCGGACGGUCUAGAGGUAAGUAAAUCCAUUCUUUUACAGUCCUCUUGUUGAUCUUGAUGUACUUUUUACUUUGCUGCUUCACAAGCGCGUCUUACAGGCUUGAUAGAUUUCUGGUCUGCAUAGUAGGUACUUGUGACUGGUUGCCCGCGAGGACACCAGCUCCGGUGGGGAUGAUUAUCUCUAGAAGAAUUUGAAUGCAACUCCCUCCUACCUUUUUUCAAAAAUCUCUUCACCCAACAGCACGCUCCCGAACCCGGUCCGCAGACAGGAAACAAAAUGAACCUCCUUGGCGCUGCCCGCGCUGCAACCAGAAGAACGAUGGGCGGCAGGCCUUCUGCUACGCGGAUUGCGGUUUUGAGUACAAAAAACCAGAAGUAGAUGAAUCAAACCGCAAAAAUUAUACAAGAACUCCGAGGAAUGGCGGACUUGCAAAAGGAUGGGGUCACGUGAUUGACACCUCGUCCCACAUAGAAGUGCAACAACAGCCCCCGCUGCAGUCCUCUACCGGCGACAUUCGGGAUUUGAGUCCGUCGGAAAAACCUCGGGCCGUUUUUUUGGAGUUUUUCCUUCCCCCGCGAGCCGUAUGAGAGUGCACAACUCCCCCUCCCCGUCAUUUGUAUAGCAUGAACAGCAAUACAAACACCAGCACACGUUGAGCCUACGCAUGACAAACUUGCUUGCCUAGCUUAGUACUCCUGUUUGGGCUUCCGGAAUUGGUCAUGCAAGCAGUGCCAUAGGGUAGCGACUGGAAUUGGGAUUUUGCAUGACAAAUGAGGGGGAGGGGGGGGGUUGUGCACUGUCAUAAGCCGAGGAUCACCAAGGACUGAAGGACUACCUGUUCCGGUUUGCCAAGACGGAAGAUUUUCAAUUGGAAAAUUACGCGGCGGUGAAAGUAUGAGAGUGCACAUCUCCCCCUCCCCCUCAUUUGUGAUGCAAAAUACCAAAUCCACCCUUUGCCUGUUGGCACUUUUCGCAUGACAAGUUGUGAAAGCUCAAACAGGACUACAAUCCUCGGUAAAUGUGUCAUGCAAAUCCUGCAUUCUAUCUUGGUCUUGCCGACACUUGUAUUGCUGUUUGUGCAAGGCAAAUCAGGGGGAGGGGAAUCGUGCACUCUCAUACAAAGAUGGCCGGAUGCAGAACGCGGUGGCCGUAUUCGAUCACGAGGAGGCAGUGACUCGUCUCGCAGGGAAGAAGCAGCUUACCUGUAAAAGCAGUGUCUCCAGGGAAGAGUUCCGGGUCGCGGUCUACCCGUUUCGGCAAAGUAGCGUAAGCAGGGGCGGUAUCGCGGUGAAGGGAUGGAGAAUCGAUUUUGCGCAACAGCAGGCGAUUGAAGAAGAACGAGCAAGAGGAAUUUCUAUGGAGAUGCGAGACGGGGUCGUUGUCGAGCGGGAGGUAGAUUACGAGCUGCUACAGCUACAUGGAGUAGACGUGGCAGUAUCGACAUCAGUGCGACAUGAUAAGCGGCAAGAAGAGCGGUUUUUUUCAUCGUCAUCUCAUGCGGACGUCGCGGGAGCGGCGGAAGGGCUUGCUGCUGGAGACGAGUCUAGCGAGCGGGAUAUGGAGCAAGCCUCUUCGAACAACAGCCGAAACGUGCAACAACACCUCCUACAUGAACGCUACUGCAAGAACACCAGCUUUAAGCAGGCGCAUGCUCCAGAUCUUCCAAACCCCAAGGCGGACCUGCUCCACGCGACUGCGAGUAACAAGAAGGCCUCGUCUUUGGAAGAAAGAAAAAAGAGCAUCGCCGCCAAGAUUGCGGAGAAACGCAACCAAGCUCUACAGAGGACCAACAAGGUACUAGCGGCGGCUGCGGUGGAAACAAAGACGAAAAAAGAAGAGGAAACAACUUUUAUGAGCAAGGGGGUGAUGUUGCCAAGUUCUGGAGCAGGUUGCGCGACAUUUUCAACAUCCACCCGGAAUGGACGGCUGCUUGUGGAAGAAGACAACUACACGAUGAAAAGAGAGGACGAUAAAAGCGCGAUGAAACAAGGGCGACUGCAUGCACGCGAACAAGAUCAUGGUGAUCACCGCCACCAGAAGGAUGUUCUUUCCCAGCGAAGAGGCAGAAGCAAUAGUAGUGAGGAAAAGUCACAGGAAAAUCUACCGCGCGUAACUACAGCCCGGCAGUACCGUCGCGACGAGGAAAGCGGUUUACAAGGCGGCGCGCUUUCGAAGCGGCGGAGGGUGGGGAAGAGCAGGAUGAGAUAG